Messenger RNA from Porites lobata, 4804 nucleotides. The record is from the annotation of a GenBank genome assembly. NCBI's taxonomy places the organism in Eukaryota, Metazoa, Cnidaria, Anthozoa, Scleractinia, Poritidae.
AUGACGAUAACUGCGAACUUCACCGGUCUUGAAAAGCAGACCACACUGAAUAAUCCUGUAGAGCGAUACUGUGCCCCAGAAUUAGCUGAAGGUAUACAACAUCCGCUGGUAUGUCUUAUUGUGCUGAACAUUUUCCUGUCCAUCUGUGCGUUUCUUGGGAAUUCGAUCAUCCUAGUUGCGCUUCACAAGAAAUUAUCCCUUCACACGCCGUCUAAACUUCUUCUCCGUUGUCUGUCAGCAUCUGACCUCUGCGUUGGGCUCAUUGCGGAACCAGCCAUUGUUGUGUAUUGGACUUCGCUGGUUUUUGAGGGGAACACGACCUGUCGAUACUCAGCUCUCAUCAGCCACAUCACAGGCUAUAUAUUGGGCUCAGUGUCUCUGCUAACACUGACUGCAAUAAGCAUCGAUAGGCUCUUAGCAUUGAUAUUGGGGCUCAGAUACAAACAGAUUGUAACUUUAAAGCGAACAUGCAUGACAGUGAUCGCUGUGUGGCUUCUUUCCAGUGUCGGCACCACACUCUUUUUUGUGAAUUAUUUCAUAACACUAUGGUAUGGUAACAUUAUAAUAUUAUCGUGCCUGGUAACUUCUAUUUGCGCUUAUUCCAUGAUUUUUCGUUUUCUUUGUUGUCAUGCAUAUAAAGGCCAAAACAGUGUCUACCCAGGACAACCGAACCAAAACCUCCCGCUACUUAACCUUGCAAAGUACAAAAGGUCGGUCAAAAACGCACUGUGGGUGCAGUUAACUUUAGUGGUCUGUUAUCUUCCAUAUGCUGUAGAACAAGCUUUGCCGAAAAGUCCAAAUGAAAAAUCUCAGUCUCUAUAUCUUGUAAGGGCAAUGACGCUGACUUUAGUUGAUCUAAAUUCGUCACUGAAUCCAAUUCUUUACUACUGGAGGAUCGGACAAGUAAGACGAGCGGUGAAGGAAACUCUUCGAAGAUUGGCCUGUUCUAGGUAACUAACAGAGGUUCACGGCGCUAACCCCAACACACCGUUAAAGGCGACAAUUUUUCUCUUUUAAGUUACUAACUAUUAGGAGUUUGAAUUUGAAAGUUAGUGCUAGCGUCAAUGCUGGAAGAAAAUACCGAGAUGAUGCAGUUUGAAGAAAAAAUAAGUAAAGAAAAUAAAAAUGACCCGUGAGAAUUAGGGUGGGUAAUAAUAGCCUGUUAUAAGAAAAAUAUGUUAUUUCCGUGUAUUUGUGAUCAAUAAAGGAGGAAAGGCUUUUGAGUAAAUUUCCAGAGUGCAAGCGGAUGAUUUUUUUGAGGCCUGAGUUUUUUAAAUUAGUAAUUGCUUGUUUAUACAUUUUUAGAUAUCUUUAUUUGCUCAUGGAAGUAAUUUCAUCGAUGUCACGAACAUUUAAGUAACGAAUACCGAUGAAGAUCCUAGACAAGAUAUUUUUAUGUGUUUGGCUGCUCCUCUACAGUGUAUGUCAAUAUUUUUGCCGAUUCGCGAAUGGAGGUGCGAAGAUAUCGACGCAUGGAUAUUAACUGGUUUAGUGUGGUGCUCGAGAAGUGUUCUUUUGACUUUGCACUCGAUGGUGGCCCACUCUAACCAAAGCUAUAGUUUAAUAAUUUUACAGUUGAUAACCAUUUUCAAUCCAUAUGGUUCCAAGCUUUUCUUUCGCCUCAACGAAAAGUUUUUCCUCAGUUGUUUUCAGCCAAUUAUUUUGGAAGAAUAAUUCACAGCUUACAAAAAAGGUUAAUUAGUUGUAAUUUGGACUUCCUUUUUGUCCGUUUAAAUAGCUCUAAGCGUUUUCGUGAAAUUGAAAAUAAAAUGAAAACGUCCUUAGUUGAGUUCUCAAUAUCCAAAAGCCCAUUACGUUCCUGUGUAAUUUCUUAAAGUAUGGUUUUCGUGAAGCUCUUCGCUAAGGAGCCGACUGUUGGGCAUGUCUAGUCAAUGAGUCAGUCAAGGAAAGUUGCAAACAAUUCAGGGGCACCCAACAAGAAUAUAGUUCAAAACCACUUAAACAUAGCAUUGUUAAACGUGUUUUAGUAUUUAAACGGUGGAUAUGGGCAUAUUUUUAUCCCUAUAAAUUUUUCAUCUGUUCGGAUUUCCUAGCUGAAAGUCUCGUGAUCCGAAAAUUAUAGGGAUCAAAACUUACCCGUUCGAAAAUUUCAGCCAGAAAAAAGGCUCCCGAAAAUUCUAGGUGACCUUUUUAGACGGUCGAAAAUCCUAGGAGAGGCAGGCAAGCAAGAAAUUUUGCAACAAAUGUUCCGGAAAUUCUAGAUCUCAAAUCGUCUUCCGAACAGAUAUUUUCCCGAAAAUUGUCGUUGGGUGCCCCUGACAAUUAGCGUGAACAGCAGAUGGAAUAAGAAGCCUCGACAAAAUGGUGUUUAGAUUUGUGAGAUAGCUCCAUAGAUCGACCGAUGUCUAAUUGUGGCUUUGACCUUAUGGAAAGGUCUCAUCCAAAAUGCUCUUUUAUUUGUCUUUCUCUUGUGCUCUUUAAUUCGAUUUUAUUUUCCUUUUAGAAAUUAAUGAAAGCGACUUCCCUGUGUCAAUGUUAUUAUUUUUACUGUAUUUGCUUACCAUGAUGAUCAUUUUCUGUGGUCACUCAUUAAAAAUUAACAAUUAUUCGCCGAAGGCGAAGUUAAUAUUGUUGAAUAAUCCCCGAGACGAAGUCGAGAGGAUUAUUCAACAAUAUUAACUAAGCCUGAGGUGAAUAAUUGUUUUAGUAUAUUCACACGACGUGAUCUCAACAGAAUCAGAAAGGAAACCAUUAAAAAAUGAUUAGUUUAAUUGACGGGUGAAUUCAUGCGUGAACACGAAACCGCCUAAACAGUGGAUGCACAAAAGUUAGAUCUUUACAGUAUCUUCAAACAUGGCAAAUGAUAGUUUUAAUCUUUUUGUAUCGAGAGUUUUGUAAGCUUUAGCAUCAACGGUUUAAAAGAAAACGCCGAAAAUUUAAGCUAUUACCCAAUUCUGAGAAGAAAAGUAGAGCUUUAUUUGUUUCUGUCAACUCACCGUGAGUUUUUUUUGUCGCUUCCGUCAACAGCGGCUACGAUCAAGGUGAGCGUUGUUUAUCUCCAAUGUUCUUUGACUUAACUUGCUGGCACUCACAAUUUUCAAAAAUAUUUGCCUUCCUCUUUUCUCCGUAAAUUAACUUCUAUUUAUAGGCAAAAUUGGUCUUGCGAGAAAAUCCCGAAAUCACAAAACAGUGACCUCGUUUUCCUCUGUAGUGGUAACAUAGCUUCGAGCGUACAAAAAGUCAGCUACAGUAAACCAUUUUACAAUAAAUCACGCCGUUUAAACACCAUGAAGUCUUUUCUUGCCUUCAGAGGCAUCAGCACUUGGAAAUUCGUGUAUUUUCAAAAAGGCUUUAAGUACUAUGAAACUUUGACACGACAGCGAUUUUGUUCUGCUUUAUAUUCACCGCCGAGCGCGGUGAAUAUAACGUUAUAGUCCGAGAUAGCUAACCAAUCAGAUUGCUUGAAUUACCAAGAUCACUGAGUGUGUAUAAACGUAGUUUCGCUUCAUUUCUAGGCCUCUUUAUUAUACGCGCCCAAUUCGAAUCCACUAGUCACGCGGCGACGCUUUUUGAUCGGUAGGAAGGUCCUGAUUUCAGUGAUUGUUAAGUAUAGUCAAAGAGUGCUCAACUGGAUUUCGAGGAAAAGUAAAAUGCAUAUGUUUUGCUUCUUUCGGCGUUAAGUUCUCGUAGACGACCUAAAAGCUCAAUGGAAGACAGAAAGUAACACCGCCAAUUUUAACCGUUUCACCGUAGAAUAAUUCUACUAAAACGUUUAAAUAAAUUACAAGCGCUUUUUGAACCUUCAACAGUGCUGCACUGAAAGUGCUUUUUUUUCUUUCCGACCAGAUUGAAAACAGUCCAUGCCAUGGACCUGUGACUUAACAAAGUGGUUUUCCACUAGGAUCUAUUCUAGGACCUCUUUUAUUCUUAUUAUAUGUUAAUGACUUGCCUAAUACGUCAUUUAUUUGCUGAUGACACUAACCUCUAUUUUUCUAGCAAGAGCUUCAGUUUCCUUGAAUUAGGAACUUAAAUAUACAUUGUAUUGCCGAAUGGAUGAAAGUUAAUAGAUAAGCACUCAUUGUCUCUAAAACUAAUUUUAUCCUUUUUCAUUCUGUUAUCCCCGUGUUUUAGUGACUAUUUCAAAUUCACAUCAACUGCAUUUCAUUCCUAUUCAACACGUCAAUCAUGUUAUGGAAAUCUUUACGUAACCUCAGUUAACACUAACCGCUUGCAUUCCCUAAAAUUCACUGGUUCUCGACUUUGGAAUUCCUUGCCUCCUAGUGACUACUAAAUAAGAUUCUCUUAGACUGUUUCUUAAAGCUCUGAAGAAUUGUUAAUUGUUAUAUUAAUUAAUUGUCUGCCAUAGCUCUAGAAUAAAUACUUUUUUAUAAAAAUAAUAUUUUCUAAAUUCUGUGUGUAAUUGUAUUCCAUUGGGGUCAUCCACUAGAUUAGCCUUUGCUGUUUGGAUGAUCCCAACUCGCUCUCUACUUGAUGUUACUAUUUUUAUUCCUUAUUUAAAUGGUAUUAAUUGUCCAUGUAAAUUUAACCUGUAUCAUAGUAUGUUGAAUUGAGCAAGUUAAAUAAAAUCAUCUAAAAUCAUCUAUCAUGCUUAAUAACGGAAAGCACCGCUAAUGCGUUCUGACUUUUGAUCGUUGACAAAAUCGGUGUGACAUUUUAAAAAAAACCCUCUGCACGAGUAGUUUUAAAUGGUACCAUUUUUUUCUGUACAGUCGAACCUCCAUGUGCGACCACCUCUCGUAAGCGACCAUCAAUCCAAAACACCAAAACUUUCCCAGUCAAAGCCUUACAGUUGGAACCUCUAGUAAACGACCACCUCCUGUAA